Molecule: messenger RNA, 302 nt
Organism: Staurois parvus
Lineage: Eukaryota; Metazoa; Chordata; Amphibia; Anura; Ranidae
Source: the annotation of a GenBank genome assembly
CUAAUCCCCUCCAUAUCAUGUGAUUCAGGUGUUCCAAUCCCCCAUAAAUAUCAUGUGAUUCAGGUGUUCCAAUCCCCUCCAUGGACAAGGUGUAAUCAAGCCCCUUUCAUGCAGACUUCUUAUAAAACAUUGGUGAAAGAAAGAAGGGUCGCUCUCAGGAGCUCAGUGACUCCAAGCGUGGUCCCAUGAUAGGUGGGACCUGUGCAAUAAGUCCAUCCGUGACAUUUCCUGGCUACUGAAUAUUUCACGCUCAAAUGUUAGUGGGAUUAUAACAAAGUGGAAGUCACUGGGAACAACAGCAA